Micropterus dolomieu (smallmouth bass) is the source of this 1152-nucleotide messenger RNA. Its product is annotated as 5-hydroxytryptamine receptor 7-like. Gene Ontology annotation, cellular component: dendrite; plasma membrane. The transcript is spliced from 3 exons. Bases 1 to 1152 code for a protein of 383 amino acids. NCBI's taxonomy places the organism in Eukaryota, Metazoa, Chordata, Actinopteri, Centrarchiformes, Centrarchidae. Gene Ontology annotation, biological process: circadian rhythm; chemical synaptic transmission; G protein-coupled receptor signaling pathway, coupled to cyclic nucleotide second messenger. The record is from RefSeq and is a predicted model, not a curated record. Gene Ontology annotation, molecular function: neurotransmitter receptor activity; G protein-coupled serotonin receptor activity.
AUGGAGACGAACGGGACCCGGUGUGGCGAGCAGAUCCUCAGCUACGGACGGGUGGAGAAAGUCCUAAUCGGUGGGGUCCUCACCAUGCUCACGCUGUCCACCAUCUGCGGGAACUUACUGGUGGUCAUCUCCGUGUGUUUCGUCAAGAAGCUGCGCCAGCCGUCCAACUAUCUGAUCGUUUCUUUGGCCAUGGCAGACCUGUCAGUGGCUCUGGCCGUGAUGCCGUUCGUCAGUAUCACGGACCUGAUAGGUGGUCAGUGGAUAUUCGGACAGUUUUUCUGUAACGUUUUUAUUGCCAUGGAUGUAAUGUGCUGCACCGCGUCCAUCAUGAGUCUGUGCGUAAUCAGCAUCGACAGGUAUUUGGGAAUCACAAAACCCCUGACGUAUCCUGUCCGGCAAAACGGCUGCUGCAUGGCCAAGAUGAUCCUGUCAGUGUGGCUCCUCUCAGCCUCCAUCACCCUACCUCCUCUGUUCGGCUGGGCGCAGAACGUCAACGAUGGCAGAGUCUGCCUCAUCAGUCAGGACUUCGGCUACACCGUCUACUCUACAGCGGUGGCGUUCUACAUCCCCAUGUCAGUGAUGCUGAUCAUGUACUACAGGAUCUACCGGGCGGCCAAACUCAGCGCUGCCAAGCACACCAUCACUGGCUUCCCCAGGGAAGGGGAGCACUAUGCAGAUGAGGAGGAGAGCUUGGACUGUGUGGCAGCUGCGUUGAAGCUCCAGCGUGAGGUGGAGGAGGAGUGCAGCACACGAGUCUCUCGCCUCCUCAAGACUGGUGAACACCACCAGCGCCGAAAGAGAAAAAAUCAAUCCAUUUUCAAACGGGAGCAGAAGGCCGCAGCCACUCUGGGCAUCGUGGUCGGCGCCUUCACCUUCUGCUGGCUGCCGUUCUUCUUGGUGUCCACUGCUAGGCCGUUCAUCUGCGGUGUGGAGUGCAGCUGCGUGCCGCUCUGGCUGGAAAGAACUCUGUUGUGGCUCGGAUAUGCCAACUCCCUCAUUAAUCCCUUCAUUUAUGCAUUUUUCAACCGUGAUCUGAGGACCACCUAUAGUAACCUUCUGCGGUGCCGCUACAGGAACAUCAAUCGGAAGCUCUCGGCUGCUGGCAUGCACGAGGCUCUAAAACUGGUGGAGAAACCAGAUACUGAUGUGUAA